AUGGCAAUCGAGUGCCUCGUGCUAGGGGCGGGGCAGGAGGUGGGGAAGAGCUGCGUGGUGGUGACCAUCGGCGGGAAGCGCGUCAUGUUCGACUGCGGCAUGCACAUGGGUUACCACGACCACCGCCAUUACCCGGACUUUGCGCGCGCGCUCACUGCCUGGGGAGCGCCCGACUUCACCACCGCCAUCUCCUGCGUUGUCAUCACGCAUUUCCACUUGGAUCAUAUCGGGGCGCUGCCCUACUUCACCGAGGUCUGCGGGUACCACGGCCCCAUCUACAUGACGUAUCCAACAAAGGCUUUAGCUCCAUUUAUGCUUGAGGACUAUCGGAAAGUAACAAUGGAUCAGAGAGGGGAGGAAGAGCAAUAUAGCUAUGAAGAUAUUCUUAGGUGUAUGAAGAAAGUCAUACCAAUGGACUUGAAGCAGACUGUUCAAGUAGAUAAAGACCUAGUGAUCCGUGCCUAUUAUGCUGGACAUGUUAUAGGGGCUGCCAUGAUUUAUGCAAAAGUUGGGGAUGCUGCUAUGGUAUACACCGGAGAUUACAAUAUGACACCAGAUAGACAUCUUGGAGCCGCACAAAUUGAUCUCCUGAAGUUGGAUCUUUUGAUAACAGAAUCAACUUAUGCUAAAACUAUACGUGACUCAAAGCAUGCCCGAGAGAGGGAGUUCUUAAAAGCGGUACAUAAAUGUGUUUCUGGUGGAGGUAAAGUUCUAAUUCCAACGUUUGCUCUGGGAAGAGCUCAGGAACUAUGCAUGUUACUGGAUGACUAUUGGGAGAGGAUGGACUUGAAAGUUCCUAUUUAUUUUUCAGCUGGUUUAACCAUUCAAGCUAACGUGUACUACAAAAUGUUGAUUGGAUGGACUAGCCAAAAGAUCAAGGACAGCCAUGCAGUGCAUAACCCAUUUGACUUCAAGCAUGUUUGGCACUUUGAGCGUUCCUUCAUCAACAACCCUGGUCCCUGUGUACUUUUUGCAACACCUGGUAUGAUUAGUGGGGGAUUUUCUCUUGAGGCAUUUAAGAAAUGGGCACCAUCAGAGAAGAAUCUGAUUACACUUCCAGGAUAUUGUGUUUCUGGAACCAUUGGUCAUAAGUUAAUGUGUGGGAAACCUACAAGGAUUGAUUACAAGGACACUCAUAUUGAUGUCAGAUGUCAGAUUCAUCAACUAGCAUUCAGUCCUCAUACAGACUCCAAAGGGAUUAUGGAUCUGACAGAAUUCCUGUCACCCAAACAUGUAAUUCUCGUUCAUGGUGAAAAGCCUCAGAUGGCUUUUCUGAAGGAGAGGAUUGAAUCUGAACUGGGGAUGCCUUGCUAUUUCCCAGGGAAUAAUGAAUCCGUCUCCAUUCCGACAACCCAGAACCUUAAAAUGAGUGCUACAGAAAGGUUCAUUACAAGCUGUGCUGUGGAGCAAGGUAAACGUAGCCUGCACAAGCGGAACCUGAUUUGUCGUACAGGUUUGUCAGAAGUGAUUGGCAGUGAUGAGGAGGCGGUGGAGGGCGUUCUUCUGAUGGAGAAACACAAGUCUCCGAAAAUUCUUUGUGAGGAUGAGCUCCUUGAGGUACUGGGCAUGGAGCGGCAUCUUGUCCAGUUUGAACCAAUGGUCUCCAGAAUUGUAGCUGCUGUUGAAUCGGAGUUGCAGCGGGCUAAGGCAGCGGAUUUAGAUAGCGAUGGGAAAUGA
Molecule: messenger RNA, 1677 nt
Organism: Miscanthus lutarioriparius
Lineage: Eukaryota; Viridiplantae; Streptophyta; Magnoliopsida; Poales; Poaceae
Source: the annotation of a GenBank genome assembly